Molecule: messenger RNA, 2658 nt
Organism: Dreissena polymorpha
Lineage: Eukaryota; Metazoa; Mollusca; Bivalvia; Myida; Dreissenidae
Product: DNA polymerase alpha catalytic subunit-like
Exons: 12
Coding region: 1-1569 (522 amino acids)
Biological process (GO): mitotic DNA replication initiation; DNA replication; lagging strand elongation
Cellular component (GO): alpha DNA polymerase:primase complex
Molecular function (GO): pyrimidine nucleotide binding; DNA-directed DNA polymerase activity; DNA replication origin binding
Source: RefSeq, a predicted model, not a curated record
AUGGUGAUCGUACUUUACAUCGGAAGUCGAUCAACAUUAGACCAUAUGGCGACAACCGUCAGCCGGUCUUUGCCUGAUGGCAUUGGUCAAGGACAUCAACCAAUGCCAGACCAAUUGGCAUCCGCCAUACGGUCAUUAUCCAAUGACAACGCUGGUCAUGUCAUGACCUCUACGUCAGCAGGUACCGGACCGGUCACCGGGGACCGGUGGGAGCAACGACCGGUCAUCGGGGACCGUCCGACCAACCGGUCAACGGAGACCGGUCCGGUCACGGUCCAACAACGGAUACCGGUCUGGUCACCGGUCCGACCCACCGGUCGUAUUCAUCAAGCAGUCCUCAUUCCCGUCAUCCAUAAUCCUGAUCGCCCCUUGGGUGGCCAGGAGAUCGUGGUUCAACGAUCUUCUCAGUCUCCUGUACGAUUAUCCCAGGACACUUCCUCACAGAUCAGAUCUUCUGUCUCAAGAGGCAGACUUCAAUGCGGAUCCAGCAAUGUUCCACUUACAUGUCUUGCCUUUAUCAGGCAACCUCUGCAGAAGAAAAGCUUUUCUCAACUGACCAAGAACCCUGAAGACUAUCCAGACAAGAAGUCCCUGCCCCAUGUGCAGGUCGCUCUCAGGCUCAACAGCAAGGGGGGCAAGCGACUGAAGGGGAGGCGAUACAGUGGCAUAUGUGAUAUUGGUCUAUGUGAUAUGUGGGUGGCAUAUGUGAUAUGUGAGGAUGGGUCCAACUUGGCAGCCUCACAACGAGCAUAUCACCCUGAUGAGCUGGCCAAGAGUGACUCCUUGAAGAUUGAUAUAAAGUACUAUCUGGCCCAUCAAGUGCACCCUGUGGUGUCCAGGUUGUGUGAUCCCAUAGAGGGAACAGAUGCCUCCCAUAUUGCAGAGUGCCUAGGUUUGGACCCAGCUGGUUACCGGCAUGCAGCCCAGGCCCGUGAGGAGGCAGGGGACCAGGAGCUGCUGGACACAGUGAAGGUGACAGAUGAGGAGAAGUACAGGGACUGUGAAAGGCUCAUGGUUAAGUGCCCUGGGGCCACAUGCAGGAGGGAGAUCGUGCUGGACGUCCCACUGAAGGGAGCAGACAUGUACAUCGAAGCAUCUCUUGGCAAGUGUCCAAACGAACAGUGCCCUCUGAUUGUUGCCAAGAACCAUGUUGCUAUAGGCAACCAGCUGACUGUUGCUAUCAGAGACCAUAUCAAGAAGUACUACCAGGGUUGGAUGAAGUGUGAAGACAUGGCUUGCGGUGCACGGGUCCGUAAGAUGCCCCUGAUGUUCCAGAGGGGGCACCCUGUCUGUCCCAGCUGUAACAAAGGAGUCCUCAACCCUGAGUACACAGACAGCAUGCUGUACACCCAGAUGUGCUUCUACCAGUAUCUGUUUGAUUUGGACCGAGCAGUGAGACAGCUCACAGAGAAAAAUGAGAAAGAGAAAGCCCAGCAGUUCAGUAAGGACCCGGAUAUAAAGGAGGCAUACACCCAUCUGCGUAGAGUGGCCGAGUCCUGGCUGAAACGUAGCGAGUACUCCGAGGUCAACCUUGAUAAACUCUUUGAGGGACUGUUUGCUGUGAAAUAAACAAGGACUCCCAUGUUGUUUUGGUUCAAUCUUUACUAUUGAAACUGUUGGAAGCAGUGAAUUUGUUUCUAUUUAUAUUUGUAACAUAGGAUGAAAAUGAAUCAGUUGUAAUUUAAAAUAUUUUCAAUUCUAUGCAUAGAAAUGGUAGAAAAAUAGAAGCAAGCUGAAUGAUAUUUUGGAAUUAACUUUCUCAUAUAAAACUCUAAGUUAUACCUGUAUUUCAGUUGUAUUGGUUUAAUUGGGCUUAUUGAGGUGCAUGAGUAUUUUAUUUUUUUCAAACUAGCAAUUUUGUGCAGGGAUAUUUAAUUGACUGUAAUUACUGCAAUUGUGAUAUUUUUUCGUUUUGGAAAGAAACACGGAUUAAAAGUACCAGUAAUACUUUUUUCACUGUUCAAUUGGGUGUCUUGAAAGCAUUUUUAUGAGGUAAAUUGCUGCUACUGUCAUUGUCGCAGAAAUGCUUACUUAUUAUUAUAGAGUAUUUAUUGUAUAAUGCUUCCAAGUUCAUGUUGAUACGUAUUAGUUUGUUUGUUGACAUUAUUAUAUAGUGCUUUUCAAUGUUUUUGUGAAAUAAUCAUUAGAAAUAAUUAUUUGAUGUAUACAAUGUGUGUGUCUGUCUGUUCAUUAAAUAUUAUACUCUAACAUAUUUUUUAAUGAAACAAUAUUUUUAAUAUAUCUAUAGUAUGAUACUAUUAUUCAAUACUUUAUACACGCUAAUCUGCAUCUCUUACUUUUUGAUUUAUUGUGUUUAUUUUUAUUUUCUUACUUAAAUUUAUCUUUAGAUCAAAGUUCUAAGGCUUCUUGUUCAUAUUGUGCAAAGUGUGAAUGUGCAACAUGUUCAUAUUUCAUGAAAGCCACAAAAUGUCAAAUUCGUGGAGUUGUAUCAGCCAUUAGAUAUAUUUCCGGUGUUCUAUUUGUCAAAAUGAUUUCAAAUGGUUAAUGUUGGGAAUGUGGUGUGUAAAUAUAAAUAUGGCGUGUAAAAUAAAUAUGUGUUAGUAACUGUAUUUAAAAUGUUGUUAUUUUCUGGAAAACAUUCGCACCUGUAAGUGAGAAUAACUUUGUGUGUUAAUAUAUUUUGAACAGAAUGCCAAA